Saccharomyces eubayanus is the source of this 1542-nucleotide messenger RNA. It is a transcript of the gene UTP15, whose product is annotated as snoRNA-binding rRNA-processing protein UTP15. Gene Ontology annotation, cellular component: nucleolus. Gene Ontology annotation, molecular function: protein binding. The transcript has a single exon. Gene Ontology annotation, biological process: positive regulation of transcription by RNA polymerase I; rRNA processing. NCBI's taxonomy places the organism in Eukaryota, Fungi, Ascomycota, Saccharomycetes, Saccharomycetales, Saccharomycetaceae. Bases 1 to 1542 code for a protein of 513 amino acids. The record is from RefSeq and is a predicted model, not a curated record.
AUGUCUACAGCCAGACCUAGAAUAAUCACUUCGAAGGCUCCGCUAUUGCCUCAACAAACUACCCCGGAACAGCGUUACUGGCGUCAAUACACCUCUGCACAAUUAGUCAAAGAACAUAAUAGUGUUACUCACAUAUCUUUCAAUCCUCAACACCCUCACGAUUUUGCAGUGACCUCAUCCACUAGAGUCCAGAUAUUUUCCUCCAGAACUAGACAAGUGAUCAAGACAUUCUCAAGAUUUAAAGAUGUCGUUUAUUCUGCAUCCUUUAGAAAUGAUGGUAAGUUGCUAUGUGCCGGUGAUGCUACCGGUUUAGUGUCUGUAUAUGAUAGCUAUAAUCCAAGGACCAUUCUUCUAUCUAUAAACGCAUCCACACACCCUACUCAUGUCACAAAGUUUCACACACAAGAUAAUAAAGUUUUAGCCACGGCAAGUGAUGAUAGAGUUACCAGACUUUGGGAUAUAUCUCACGCAUACGAACCACAAUUGGAGCUUACCGGAGCUACUGAUUACGUUCGUACAUUAUCUUUCAUUCCUGCUGCUCCACAUUUGGUUGCUACAGGGUCUUACGAUGGUUUGAUUAGAUUAUAUGACACAAGAUCCAGCGGAUCCACUCCAAUCUAUUCUUUGAACCACGAUCAACCUAUUGAGGACAUCACUGCAGUUUCUCCAACUCAAAUCGUCUCGUGUGGUGGCAAUAACUUCAAAGUAUGGGACUUGACUAGUAACAAAAAAUUAUAUGAACGUGGGAAUUUCAACAAAGCAGUUACAUGUUUGGACUACGUAGAGAAUUUUGAUUCUCCAAUGCAAUCCGCGUUGAUCGCUUCUUCACUAGAUGGGCAUGUCAAGGUAUUUGAUCCAUUAGACAAUUUCCAAGUCAAGUUUGGUUGGAAAUUUUCAGGUCCUGUAUUAAGCUGUGCCGUUUCUCCUAGUACGGCCCAAGGAAAUAGGCAUCUAGUGGCUGGUCUAUCAUCUGGUCUACUAGCCAUCAGAACCAAAAAGAAAGAAAAGCGAGAAUCCAAUAAAGAAAUUGCACUAACCACAUCCAAUACAAAUGCUAAGAGUAAUAACUUCCAAAGAAUGAUGCGUGGUUCAGAAUACCAAGGUGAUCAAGAACAUAUAAUCCACAACGAUAAGGUAAGAUCCCAACGUCGUAUGCGUGCAUUCGAAAGGAACAUAAAUCAGUUCAAAUGGAGUGAAGCAUUAGAUAGCGCCUUUGUCCCAGGUAUGGCUAAGGAGUUAACACUUACUGUUCUUCAAGAACUACGUAAGCGUGGGAAAAUUCGUGUAGCACUAUAUGGUAGGGAUGAAUCCUCUUUAGAACCACUACUGAAUUGGUGCUUGAAGGGAAUUGAAGAUGUAAGGUCAGCAUCUGUAGUGGCAGAUUGGAUCGCUGUAGUUUUAGAAUUAUACGGUAAUACGCUAGAAACUUCACCAGUCCUUCAGGAAUUGAUGAUAGAUUUGAAAACUAAAGUUAGACAUGAAAUUCACAAAUCCAAAGAAGCUCAAAGAAUUGAAGGUAUGCUUCAACUUUUGACGAGUUAA